Molecule: messenger RNA, 3441 nt
Organism: Centruroides sculpturatus (bark scorpion)
Lineage: Eukaryota; Metazoa; Arthropoda; Arachnida; Scorpiones; Buthidae
Product: ecdysone-induced protein 74EF-like
Exons: 13
Coding region: 182-1792 (536 amino acids)
Biological process (GO): regulation of transcription by RNA polymerase II; cell differentiation
Cellular component (GO): nucleus
Molecular function (GO): sequence-specific DNA binding; DNA-binding transcription factor activity, RNA polymerase II-specific
Source: RefSeq, a predicted model, not a curated record
UGACUUCAAUUGGUACAUUUGUUAUCUGCAAAUAAUAAAUUUCUUGGUAUACAACGGAUUCAUCGACAGUUACUGUAAAUGGAUGUGGAGGAACCCAUGGUCGAUAAACAUACGGUAUGUUUAAUUUGUUACAACUCCUCUCAACUGCUGUCCAAAUUAAGAAACGAAUGACGCCAUAACAAUGCCUUUAAGCGAUUAUAAUUCUCCCUGGUGUCAAGACACAACAGGAAAAAUGGUCGACUUGUCGUGGUUGGAUAGUGGUCCAAACAUCAUAUUGGAACAACCUCAGGAUGUUUUGACAGAAUUGUCUGCAACAGAUCUUCAAGUUCUAGCCCCGGAAAUCCCGAACGACGAAGAGAUUCUAAAACAACUUAACGAAACAACAUUUGAAUUCGAUAAUUUAUUCGCCGAUUUUGUUGCAAAAAUGGACGAAAAUGAAUCUCUUCCUUUACUAACCGAUUUGGAAUCGUUUUGCCACAAAAGGAAAAAGAAAAGAAGUAACGUAAUCGAUGGACUUCUGAAAACAGAAUCCAAUUUGCCUUCGUCAUCUACUUCAACAGAGUCUCCUUCUACAUCAUGUGCCUCAUUAUCAUUUGUUCCGUCUACAAAAUCUUGUCAGGUGAUGACAUCUUCAUCAGAUACUUGUCUUCAGGAGUCUGAAUCGUCCGAUUCUGGAAGAAGUGUGAAUACCUAUAGCGAUGUAAGGCAACACGAAGGCCAAACGGGUGAAAGCUUAUCGGGCGAGGGUUUAUUACAUAUGGAAUCUCCUAGCCCCAUUCCAGAAACCAAGACUUUAUUGCAGAACAUAUUGCAACAAGCGCCCGCUCACGUCCCUUGCCACUUGAACAGUUUAUGUAAUGCCAUGGCGUCGUGUGUCAAUGCCACAGGUUCCCUCCCACCAAGUCCUGCUGACAGCGGAGUAUCUGACGUUGACAGUACCAGUGGUCAUCUCAGUAACGAUGACACUAAAUCCAGACUUCAACCUACACCAGGUCCACCCUGUCGUACACCAGAUUCUCCCAGUCCGAAUAGCCAAAGUUAUGGAAUUCCGGCUUAUUGUCAGUUAUCUCUCCACUCCCAAUAUUCCAAUAGGGCGUCUACCACCUAUUCCAAUAUGGCAAAUUUAUAUAAUUCGCCGGCGGGAUCAUAUAGGAACACAUCUUACCUCGAAAAACCCCAUUCCAGUACUUCUCCUCAAGUUAACACCAGUAGCCAUUUGGCAGCAGCGCUAGCAGCAACAAGAACACAUCAUCCUCUCACACUAACGAGGACUAGUCCGACUUCACCAACUUCAUCUGGUCUCAGUUCACCAAUUUCUAUUCCCACAUCUGUCAUAACAGCCACUCAUUGCAGUAGUCCAACAGAUUUAGAUCAGGAUGUAUCCUGUUUUGUAGAGGAUUUAUCCUUCCAACCUAGGCCGAAGAAAAAAGGAAGAAGACCAAAAAAUGCAGACGGAUCGUUACCGACUGUUAAAAGAAAAAAUAGAGAAGGUUCAACAACAUUUCUAUGGGAAUUUUUAUUAAAAUUACUACAGGACAAAGAAUAUUGUCCUCGUUAUAUCAAGUGGACCAACCGAGAAAAAGGUGUUUUUAAAUUAGUCGACUCCAAAGCUGUAUCACGUCUUUGGGGAAUCCAUAAAAACAAACCAGAUAUGAAUUACGAAACAAUGGGAAGAGCAUUGAGGUAUUAUUAUCAAAGAGGAAUCUUAGCCAAAGUGGAUGGUCAGCGAUUAGUGUAUCAAUUUGUUGACGUACCUAAAGACAUAGUGGAGAUCGAUUGUUCAGGAACGUGAAUUGUGCUCAUGAUUGAACUGUGCACUAUUUUUAUACAUACUAUAUAAAUAUAUUAUAAAUAUAUAUAUAUACAUAUAUAUAUCAGAAAGUUUUUAUCUGACAACCGUUUCAUGUUUAUGAACGAACAAGAUUAUAACGACAAAAUCGUUUUAUUUAUUAUAUAUAUGAGGGAGCGAGAGUGAGUUAAAAAAAAAAAAAGGAAAUUUUCACCUAUUCCUAAAAACGUCUUACCUUACCUUCAAGUCAGCCUGCUGAAAAGUAUCUCAUCGGCCUUGUUAUAUACAGUAUAUAUAUAUAUAUAUAUAUAUCACUUAUCAUAAAUCGUGUUUUUUCCAUGUGAUGCCAAUUUACUUUGGCGAAUAUCAACUUGGCUCCAUUUUAAAGAAAAUUUUAACUUAUCCAGCUUAUGUAAUUCCGAACGUGGUCACAAUUUCUACCUUUGUUUUAGGUUUUAAACCACCAGAAUUUUUUGUGACGUCUUUGAUUUUUUCGCGGCUCCUUUUUUUUUAAAUAAUCACGAUUGCUCAUUCGAUAGUUUAUAGUAGCCGGUUAAACGAGUGUCCGCUAUGGUUCCUCGUUACCUCUUAACAGUCCACGUGCCAGAUGCCUGUGAGCGGGUCAUUUCGGCCCAUACGGCUCUACGUUUUACACGUAUCAGUGUUUAGUUAAAACUAACCAAGUCAAGUGGAAGGAGUUAAAAAUAUAAAUCGCACACAACCGAGUUAUAUAUAAUAAUAUUUAUUUUUUCUGUCGCGUUAAAAAAAAAGUAACAAUAUUUAAGAUAAUGAAUUUUCCUGCAUCGAAAUGUUUCUGUUUCAUUUUUAAUUUCGUAUUUGCACAGCAUCAAACGAAAGGGGCCUUAAAAAUAAAGUAAGAAAAAUGUCUGUCACAUGAACGGUUGUGCUUAAUUUCUAAUCUGCCGUCCAAAGAUUUAAAAAAAAAAGACAAAUGAAUCGAAAUUCUUAAAAAAAAAAUUGUAAUAGAUUUUAAGAUACAGGAUCGAAGGCUUUGGUGUUGUGCGAACGGAUGAAUAUGAACGGAUCCGCGAUUAUCGUGUGACGUCACAGUGAUGGCAGGAUGAAUUCAUUUGCUUCCUAUAGGGAGUUUAUCCUCAAAAGGAGUUAAAUCUCCGUUUAUAUAAUUGGGUGCCGGAUAACGUACGAAUCUGCGUGCCUAAUACUUACUCCUGUGGAAGUAUAUUACUAUAUUAAUAUUAUUAUUAUUAUUAUUAUAUUAUUAUUAUUAUAAUUAUUGUCGUGAUGGACACUAUACAUCGUGUGUCGAUAGUGUAUAUUCAACAAUUACCAAUACAAUAUUCAAAAUGCUUGUUUUUGGUACUUAAAAAAAAUGGGUGAUAUGUUGGAUGGCCCACACCUACUUCUGUUUGUGUAAGUUCUGUCAUUUUUUACUUGAAAGUGAAAGGUGCAUAAGUUGGUGUGUGCCGCCUCGUCAGUAUAAAAAUGACAAAUGGAAAGUCAGUUGUAUUUUAAUCUGUGUUAAGUAGACUGAUUCCAAUUAGUUUAUUUGAAUCGUCAGAAUUUAAUAGGCGCUUCUUCCGCACAAAUCCUGCAGAACGCCAUUCUGACGUCACAUUGGGGCGUCUUUGUAUAUAUUAGUGACGUACAAAUAAAUUGUUCUACUAAAUAAA